Molecule: messenger RNA, 2106 nt
Organism: Fraxinus pennsylvanica
Lineage: Eukaryota; Viridiplantae; Streptophyta; Magnoliopsida; Lamiales; Oleaceae
Source: the annotation of a GenBank genome assembly
AUGAAUAGAAUAUUCACCAGGCCGGCGUCCCACCUCCGCCAAAUACGGCGAACACUAACACACCACUCGACUAACGCCACCACCACCGAUCUCGACCCCGCUGACGAGCUUCAGCCUCUUGGUAUACUAUGGAGGUACCAAAUACUGGAUCCCAACAGCGAUAUUGUCAAUCUCUGGAACCACGUAUUCUUGAUCACCUGCAUAAUCUCCCUCUUCAUCGAUCCUCUGUAUUUUUAUCUGCCGUAUGUAGGCGGCGAGGCUUGUAUGUCCAAUGAUAAUGAUGCGUCCCUUACAAUCACCUAUUUUCGAACCUUAAUCGACCUUUUUUACCUCCUCCACAUGCUUAUGAAAUUUAGGACGGCUUUUGUGGCCCCGAGCUCUCGGGUUUUCGGGCGUGGGGAGCUCGUCAUGGAUGCCCGGGAAAUUGCAAUCCGGUAUCUUAAGACUGAUUUCAUUGUCGACCUCACUGCCACGCUUCCAUUGCCCCAGAUUGUCAUUUGGUUAAUUAUUCCAGCAACGAAAAGUCAUUCUAACAACACUCUUGCGCUUAUUGUCCUCAUUCAAUAUGUUCCGCGUUUGUUUGUCAUUUUUCCUUUGAACAAUCGGAUCAUCAAAACCACGGGCUUUAUAGCUAAGACUGCUUGGGCAGGAGCUGCAUAUAAUUUGCUUCUCUUUAUGCUAGCUAGCCACGUAUUAGGAGCUGUAUGGUAUUUGGCAUCAAUAGGAAGGCAACACUCUUGCUGGAAAGAAGGAUGUAGAGAUGAAUUUCAUUCGGUUCCGCCUUGUUAUUUGGAUUUUCUUGAUUGUAACUCUCUGGGAAGUCUUGAACGGGAAUAUUGGCUGAACAGCACAAUUGUUCUUUCUCGCUGUGAUGCUAAAAAUGAUGAAUCUGAUUUCAAGUUUGGAAUGUUCGCCGAUGCUUUUACGAGUGAAGUAGCUUCGUCACGUUUGAUCGAAAAGUAUCUCUACUGCCUUUGGUGGGGAUUAAGAAAUUUAAGCUCGUAUGGCCAGAAUUUGACUACAAGUACCUAUAUUGGUGAGACAACAUUUUGCAUUAGCUUAUGCAUUGGAGGUCUGAUUCUAUUCGCCCGGCUGAUCGGCAACAUGCAGACUUAUUUAGAAUCAAUGACGGUAAGAGUUGAAGAGUGGAGAAUAAUGAGAAGGGAUACCGAAGAAUGGAUGAGGCAUCGCCAGUUACCUCCAGAAUUGCAAGAACGUGUUCGUCGUUUUAACCAAUAUAAAUGGCUCGCCACACGAGGUGUCAAUGAAGAAUCUAUCCUGCGUUCAUUGCCUCUGGAUCUUCGCCGGGAAAUUCAAAGGCAUCUAUGUCUUAACCUUGUUCGCCGAGUUCCAUUUUUCUCGCAAAUGGAUGAUCAACUUCUUGAUGCCAUAUGUGAACGUCUAUUCUCAUCCUUGAGCACAGACGGGAGCUAUAUUGUUCGGGAAGGUGAUCCAGUAAAUGAGAUGCUGUUUAUCAUUAGGGGACAACUCGAGAGCUCCACUACUAAUGGAGGACGGACGGGAUUCUUCAAUUCCAUCACCCUUCGACCUGGUGACUUUUGUGGGGAGGAAUUGCUUACAUGGGCUUUAGUACCGAAUUCAACUCUAAACUUGCCUUCAUCGACUCGAACUGUUAGAACUCUCACUGAAGUUGAGGCUUUUGCACUUAGAGCUGAAGACCUUAAAUUUUUCGCCUUUCAGUUCAAGCGUCUUCAUAGCAAGAAACUCCAGCAUGCAUUUAGAUACUAUUCUCACCAGUGGAGGACAUGGGGCGCUUGCUAUCUACAAACAGCGUGGAGAAGGUACAGGAGGAAGAAGCUAGCGAAGGAGUUGGCUUUGCGAGAAAGCUUUCAUUUUACUUCAAUCCCGGGACAGGAAAGUUAUAACAGUGAUGAGGGAGAUUCUGAUGGAGUUGAUGAAAUUUCGUCGAUGGAUAGUCCAAAUAAUGCUCAGCAUCUUGGUGCCACAAUUUUGGCUUCGAAAUUUGCGGCAAACACAAGGAGAGGAGCCAUUCACAAGGUUCAGGUAGCUGAUACCGCUUCUUCAAGCUUAAAGAUGCCCAAAUUGUUUAAACCAGAUGAGCCUGAUUUCUCCGAGGAAGUUUAG